Solanum tuberosum (potato) is the source of this 1611-nucleotide messenger RNA. Its product is annotated as pentatricopeptide repeat-containing protein At5g09450, mitochondrial. NCBI's taxonomy places the organism in Eukaryota, Viridiplantae, Streptophyta, Magnoliopsida, Solanales, Solanaceae. Gene Ontology annotation, molecular function: protein binding. Gene Ontology annotation, cellular component: mitochondrion. The transcript is spliced from 3 exons. Bases 103 to 1305 code for a protein of 400 amino acids. The record is from RefSeq and is a predicted model, not a curated record.
UGGAGCUACAUCUCUUUUUAAAAUCAAGAUUUGGAGGUUCUUUGGCCCCAAAUUAAACAGGACUUUGGAGGGGUUUCUUUUCCCAAUUCAUCUCUAAUUUCCAUGGCUGCUCGCACUAUCUUCCUCAAACUCACAAGAAAUGCUCGUGGCAGAGAAAGGAGUCUAUUUAGAUCCUUUACUACAACAACUGAAGUUGUCUAUGAAGACUCCCCAAAUUCUUCUGAGGAAGAAAGGGGCGAAACCCCAGAUGAUUUGAAGAGCAGAAUAUUCAGUCUUAGACUACCCAAAAGAAGCGCCACCAACGCGCUUCAGAGAUGGGUCGGUGAAGGCCGAUUAAUAUCCAUCUCCGACCUCCGUCACAUCUCCAAAGAACUCCGAAAGUCGCGCAGAUUUAAGCACGCCCUUGAGAUCUCAGAAUGGCUGGUUUACCACAAUCAGGAUGAAGCAUUGGACUCCGACUAUGCUAUCCGCAUUGACUUGAUGACCAAAGUUUUUGGAAUUGAUUCUGCUGAACGGUAUUUUGAAGGACUGCCUACCACUGUAAAAACCACUGAAACAUGUACUGCUCUCCUCCAUUCCUAUGCUAGUUUGAGACUAACUGAGAAGGCUGAGGACCUCUAUGAGAGAAUGAAAGAAGCAAAUCUUUCUCUGAAUACUGUCACGUACAAUGAAAUGAUGACUUUGUACAUGUCUGUCGGACAGCUCGAGAAAGUACCUCUUAUUGUUGAAGAGAUGAAACUUCAAAAGGUUGCACCAGACCUAUUUACUUAUAAUCUGUGGGUAAGUUCAUGUGCUGCAGCUCUAAACAUUGACAAGGUUAGACGGAUUCUUGAUGAAAUAAGUCGGGGCUCUGACUCUGGUGAACAAUGGAUAAGAUACAUGAACCUUGUUAACAUAUACAUCACCUCAGGUAACCUUGUAAACUCAGGGUUGAACUCUGUAGUUGAAUCUGAGAAGGGUAUCACACAAAGAGAAUGGAUAUCAUAUGACUUCCUUAUUAUUCUCUAUGGUGCAUUGGGAAAUAAAGAGAAGCUUGAUCAAAUUUGGAAAUCCUUACGGAUGACUAAUCAAAAAAUGACAAGCAGAAAUUAUAUCUGCAUACUUUCAUCAUAUCUCAUGCUUGGGCAUAUGAAGGAAGCUGGAGAAAUUAUCGAUCAGUGGAAGCUAUCUGCAGCAACAGCUUUUGAUCGUUCCAGCUGCAAUAGACUUCUAAAAGCAUAUAAAGAACUUGGGUUGGAAGAGAGUGCAGUAGAUUUCCGGCUUCUUCUAAUUCAGAAAGGUUGUGAUGAAAUAGAGGAAUCAUAGUAGCAGGACCAUGCGAUCGAAUGCCUGCCAGCAUUUCAUGUGGCAGUAUAGAGAGAAAUAAGCAAUGCCUAUAAAGUAGUAAUUUCAUCUAUACUGAAUUUUGCUACUGUAAAAUUAGCAGGUCAUUGUGAGUCCAUUUCUGUUUGUUUGCUGCGACUCUAUUAGAAAAGUUGUGCAGCUAUUCUGGACUUUAUAUUCUAUUUAGCAAGCCUUGUGAUUAUUUAUUAGGAAUAACUGAUGGACGUCUUUCCUUUCCCAAUUAUUCGACAUUAAGGGUCUAUUUGAAAAGACAAUUGAUAAUUUGAA